AUGCUUCGCUCGUCUCUCCAUCGGUCUCAUUAUAUUUACAGGGGAGCAGCGAGUGCUGUCUCCUUUCCUCGCCCGCGUCGUCUGCUGACAACUGCUGCUGCAGCAGCAGCAGCAGCAGAGGCAGCAGCAGCAACAACAAACACAGCAGCAGCACAACCAGAGGAAGCAGCAGCAGCAGCAGCAGCAACUGCUUCUAACUCCGCUGUCUCGCCUUCAUGUGGCUCUGAUGCUUCUCUUGAUUCAUCUGCUGCAGCACAGGGGGGCCCCCCGGGGCCCCUACGCGUGGGUGUGCUGAUUGUAGGGGGAGGCCUUACUGGGCUUAGCGCAGCACAUGCGCUGCAGCGUCUGCUGCAGCAGCAGCAGCAGCAGCAACAUUCUGAGGGAUUGCGGUUUCUUGCUGCUCCCCGUCUCCAGGACCAUGUGUUGCAUCAGAUGUAUGGUGGUUCUGCUGCUGCUGCUGCUGCUGCUGCUGCUGCUGCGGAGCAGCCAUUUUGUAUCAUUGAAGCUGCUGAUGAGCCUGGGGGCUGCUUAAAGAGCCGUCGCUCUGCAUGCAAGGAGUUUGUAUAUGAGUGUGGGGCGAACAGCUUUAGGCUGACACCGGAGACAAUGCUGCUGCUGCAGCAGCUGCAGCUGGAGUCUAGUUUGCUGCUGGCUCCUCGGGGGGCCCCACGCUUUGCUGCUGGGAGACACGGGCUGCUGCAGAUGCCUUCAUCUGUUUUAUCGUUUCUUACGACCGAUCUUCUCUCUUUCUCUUCUAAACUACAACUCCUAAAGGGCCUUCUCUUAGGGGCGAAACCUUGGCUACCUUCAAAGAAGCCCCAGCAGCCCCAGCAGCAGCAGCAGCAGCAGCAGCAGCAGCAGCAGCAGCUAGGGGAUCCUUCUGUGGAGGAGUAUAUAUCGAAAGUAUUGGGCCCAGAAGCAGCGCUACAGCUAGCGGGCACCAACCCCCGCAUCAGCAGCAGCAGCAACAGCAGCAGCAGCAGCAACAGCAGCAGGAAGCAGAAGGGAGGAGGAGACAACAAGGUGGGCACCUGCUGGAGGUCGGGGGGCAGGAACCAUAAUAAAGAUGUAUAUAGUGCAGCACCAACCCCCGCAUCAGCAGCAGCAGCAGCAGCAACAGCAGCAGCAGCAGGUGCAGCAGCAGGAAGCAGAAGGGAGGAGGAGACAACAAGGUGGGCACCUGCUGGAGGUCGGGGGGCCCCUCUUGUUGCUUCUCUUAAAGGGGGCCUCCAAUCUCUUGCAUGGGGCCUCUAUUCGCAGCUGCCGUCCAGCACUUUGCUGCUGCAGCACAAACUUCUUCGGCUGCAGCCCCUCUCUUCUAUGCAAAAGGAGACGCCUGGAUAUCUCGCAACUGUCUCCUCACCUCGAGGACAAACACAAAUCUUUGCAAACCAUGUCUUACUCACAAUACACCCGAAGCAACUAGCACUAGUUCUAGGCCCAACGAAAGGCUCCCAGGGGGCCCCCACGGAGGCUCUCCAAGGGGGCCCCCAAGGGGCCCCCACAGAGGCCCUCCAAGAGGUUUCCAAGGGGGGCCCCCAAGGGGCCCCUCAUGGGUCCUUUCAAAAGGGCCCCCAAGGGGCCCCUCAUGGGUCCUUUCAAAAGGGCCCCCAAGGGGCCCUAAACGGGGACCCCCGAGGGGGCCCUCAAGGGGCCUCCAUAGAGGUCCCCCAUGGGUCCCUUCAAAAGGGCCUCCAGGGCCCCCCCCAAGGGACCCUCCAGGGGGCCCCCCAAGGGGCCCUCAAGGGGGCCCCCAUCCCCGUGUGUGGAGGACAGAGGGUUACCCUUAUUACGAUUGCAUUGAGGCCUGCAGCAGCAGCAGCAGCUGCUGCUGCUGCUGCUGCUGCAGGUGAUGAUGGGGGAGGAGGUGAUGCAGCUGCUGCGGCUGCUGCUGCUGCUGCUGCUGCUGCACCUCAGCUGAUACCCCCUGGCUUCGGGUUUUUAGUGUCUCCUUUUGCUGCUAAGGAAGGAGACUGGCAGACAAUGGGGGCCCUCAGCGUCUCCAAGUUGUUUAGUGGUAGGGCCCCCGAAGGGUAUGAGAUGCUGACAGCCUUCUUAAGGGCCCCCAGCCCCCCAGCAGCAGCAGCAGCAACAGCAGCAGCAGCAGCAGCAGAAGAGAUUGAUGCAGUAGCGAAGGUGCUGCACGACUUAAAGAAAAUCCAUCGGCAUCUCCCUCUCAUAUUUGAACCAGACCCAGCAGCAAACAAACAGGAGACAGCAGCAAAUAAAGAGACAGCAGCAGCAGCAGAUAAAGAGACAGCAGCAAACAAACAAGAGGCAGCAGCAAAUAAGGAGACAGAUACAUAUAAAGAGACAGCAGCAAAUAAGGAGACAGCUGCAUGUGGUGCAGCUAAAGAGGCAGCUACACAAAAGGAGACAGCAGAUAAUAAGGAGACAGAUGCUGCUGUCUCUCCUUUAAAGUAUUACUAUCGCGUUGUAGGCGUCUACCAGUGGGAGGAGACAAUCCCUACAAUGGGUAGCAACUACAGGGCUGUGCGCAUGCAAAUAGACAAAGAGCUGCAGCAGCUGCAACAACAGCAGCAGCAGCUGCAGCAACAGCAGCAGCAGCUGCUGCAGCAACAGCAGCAACUGCCCUCAGGUCUGCUGCUGAUAGAAGGUGGCUGGGUCAGUGGGGUUGCAGUUGGAGACAGAAUAAAGGCGGGGACUGAAGCAGCAAACAUCUUCCUGCUGCAUCAUCAGCAGCAGCAGCAACUGCUGCAGCAGCAGCAGCUGCUGCUGCAGAAGCAGAAACAUAUACGAACAGAAUAA
This is a messenger RNA of Eimeria acervulina, 2769 nucleotides long. RefSeq lists its product as hypothetical. The transcript has 3 exons. Gene Ontology annotation, cellular component: SWI/SNF complex; nucleus. The record is from RefSeq and is a predicted model, not a curated record. Gene Ontology annotation, biological process: regulation of transcription by RNA polymerase II. NCBI's taxonomy places the organism in Eukaryota, Apicomplexa, Conoidasida, Eucoccidiorida, Eimeriidae. The coding region runs from base 1 to 2769 and encodes 922 amino acids. Gene Ontology annotation, molecular function: transcription coregulator activity.